Molecule: messenger RNA, 4988 nt
Organism: Gadus morhua (Atlantic cod)
Lineage: Eukaryota; Metazoa; Chordata; Actinopteri; Gadiformes; Gadidae
Gene: dlg1b
Product: discs large MAGUK scaffold protein 1b
Exons: 27
Coding region: 876-3950 (1024 amino acids)
Biological process (GO): chemical synaptic transmission; cell-cell adhesion; regulation of postsynaptic membrane neurotransmitter receptor levels
Cellular component (GO): neuron projection; basolateral plasma membrane; postsynaptic density membrane
Molecular function (GO): ionotropic glutamate receptor binding; protein kinase binding
Source: RefSeq, a predicted model, not a curated record
AUGACUGGGCGGUCAAGGGCAGUGCCUGAAAUCACAUGGUUUACAAUGGUCUAGUUCCGAGGCGCCAUUUUGGAGGAAAGUUUGGAAUUUUUCAACCUGGGAAGGGAAAAAAAGGGAGGAGGGGAUAAGUUUGACACGACUGCAAGACGGACCGAUAUUGUGAACAAAGAGUGCGGCGGUGGAAGUUUGUAGAAACAGUGCGACACUAGCCAAAACGGGGCUGCUGCUCCGACUGAGUUUUCGCGUUGGUGACUCCGGAGUGGAUUGGCGUGUUUGGGAGGGUUUUUUUGGAAGCCGCGACUGCUGCAAACGACGUCUAGUCUGCAUUGUCAACCCUGCGCCCCACGGUAUCACCCAUGCCCAUGCAUGCACGGACUGGCGGGCAUUAUGCUGCACUGCUGAGCCUCUCCGCCCCGGUCACUGUUUGUGUGUGUAACUAAACGGCAGCGAGACUAGGGCUUGUAGUUAGCAGAUCAUCAGACUCCCAGCUGCAUAUGUGGUGUCGUGGCGUCCCCACCUCGCCGCUGUCAGUCCGAGAAGUGCAGCUGUCAGCCCACACGGUACUCGGCGUUGCUUAUGCUUUUAGCUGACCAACAUACGGAAGACAAACGUUCACCGGGACCUGCUGUUUAUGUUCCGUGUUGCCGUGACGCGGAGAGUUUAGUUCGCGAGUGUGUGUUCAGAGAAGUGAACUUGUGGGCUCUGGUCGUCACAGGAGGGGGGUUCCUAAGCUCCGGGGGAGAACGCGGCAGACUUUGGACGGCCGGCUAGUUGUGAAAGUGUUUUCUUGGUGUCGGGAGGAGACGUUUUGUCACCCUGUGUGUUUCGGCUUAGCCCGGCUAGCGAGCUAGCCCAGUGCCGUGCCAGUCCUAACCAUGCCAGUGCGAAGGAAAGAUGCACAGAGAGCCUUGGUUCUUCUUGAGGCGUACCAGACCAAACUGAGCCAAACGGACGACCGGCAGCUCAAACACUCGAUCCAGCGGGUCAUCGACAUCUUCCAGAGCAAUCUAUUCCAGGCCCUCAUAGACAUCCAGGAGUUCUACGAAGUGACCUUAUUGGACAGCCAGAAAUGUGCCGACCCGGCCCGGAGCUGGGAGCCCCUGCCGCCGGUCAACCUGUGGGACCUGUCCAGCCUCCAGAGUCCCACCGGCACCUCGGAGACGCUGCCCAGCAUCAGCACCAGCAUCGAGGACUCGGCCCUCCUACAGGAGAUCUUCCACGCACUGGCGCAGGGUAAAGACCACGCGUCCGGACCCAAGUACCGGCACCACGAUGAGGACACGUCCCCUCAGGAGCCCGGGUCUCCCCAGCUCAUGGACGAGGCCCCGGGGCCCGAGCUGGUCCAGGUGGCCGAGAAGAGCCUGUCCCAGAUCGAGAACGUCCAUGGCUACGUCGCCCACGCACAUAUCUCCCCCAUGAAGGUAGCCUCCCUGGAGAGCAUCUUUGAGGGCUCCUCCCUGCUGGGUGGGCAGCAGGAUCUUGCCUCCCUUCCCCCCUCCCCCCGACCCCUGGGGAGCCCCCUCCCCUCCACCUCCUCCAACCCCUAUCCCCCGGAGAGCCCGCUCCCCUUCUGCUCCUCCAACCCCUACCCGAGCCAGCUGCUGAUCCAGCAGGCAGAGGGAGCCCUGCCCCCAUCCCCCAUAAUCCCUGUGGUCCCCGUGUCGCCCGUCCCGGCAGAGAGCAGCACCCAUCAGCCACCUCAGGCUAACCCUCCCCCCGUCGUGGUGAACACGGACAGCCUGGACACGCCUUCAUACGUGAACGGAACAGAAGCGGAUUAUGAAUACGAGGAGAUAACGUUGGAAAGAGGUAACUCUGGGCUGGGCUUCAGCAUUGCUGGAGGGACGGAUAAUCCCCACAUAGGGGAGGACCCCAGCAUCUUCAUCACCAAGGUGAUCCCUGGAGGAGCGGCGGCCCAGGACGGGCGGCUCAGGGUCAACGAUGUGAUCCUGCGCGUGAACGACGUGAACGUGUGCGACGUGACGCACAGCCGCGCGGUGGAGGCGCUGAAGGAGGCCGGCUCGCUGGUCCCGCUCUACGUCCGCCGCAGGAAGCCCCAGUCGGACAAACUGAUGGAGCUGAAGCUGGUGAAGGGCCCCAAAGGUCUGGGGUUCAGUAUAGCAGGGGGAGUGGGGAACCAGCACAUCCCGGGGGACAACAGCAUCUACGUCACCAAGAUCAUCGAGGGCGGGGCCGCGCAUAAAGACGGCCGUCUGCAGAUCGGAGACAAACUCCUAGCGGUGAACGGCGCCUUCCUGGAGGAGGUGACCCACGAGCACGCGGUCACAGCCCUGAAGAACACCCCGGACGUGGUCUACCUGAAGGUGGCCAAGCCCCACAGCGUGUUCAUGAACGAGACCUUCGCCCCGCCCGACAUCACCAACUCCUACUCCACACACAUGGAGAACCAUAUCAGCCCCCCCGCCCUCCUGGGUCAGCCCCCGCCUCCAGCCCCCUCGGGACGCUACUCCCCCACACCCAAGAGCAUGCUGGGAGACGAUGAUGUAACCAGUCCAGAUGACGGACAGCUGGGCGGUGUUGUCCUGACCAAUAGGGAGCCCAGGAAGGUGGUCCUCCACCGGGGGGCGACGGGGCUGGGCUUCAACAUCGUAGGGGGAGAGGACGGAGAGGGCAUCUUCAUCUCCUUCAUCCUGGCUGGAGGGCCGGCCGACCUGAGCGGCGAACUGAGGAGAGGAGACCGCCUGGUGUCUGUGAAUGGGGUGGACCUGCGCAGCGCCACUCACGAGCAGGCGGCCGCCGCGCUGAAGAACGCCGGACAGACCGUCACCAUUGUGGCCCAUUACCGACCGGAGGAGUACAGCCGCUUCGAGGCCAAGAUCCAUGACCUGCGGGAGCAGAUGAUGAGCAGCAGUAUCAGCUCAGGGUCGGGCUCGCUCAGAACCAGCCAGAAGAGGACCCUCUACGUCAGGGCGCUGUUUGACUACGAUAAGACCAAGGACUCGGGGCUGCCCAGCCAGGGGCUGAACUUUAAGUUCGGGGACAUCCUCCACGUGGUCAACGCCUCGGACGAUGAGUGGUGGCAAGCACGGCAGCUCACCCCCCAGGGGGAGGCGGAGGAGGUGGGGGUCAUCCCCAGCAAGAGACGGGUGGAGAAGAAGGAGAGAGCGCGACUCAAAACGGUGAAGUUCAACGCCAAGUCCAGAGACCGAGGGCAGUCACUCAAUGACAAGCGUAAAAAGAACCUUUUUUCACGAAAGUUUCCGUUCUACAAGAGCAAGGACGCGAGCGAGCCGGAGACCAGCGACGGGGAACACCAUGUGACGUCUAACGCCAGCGAUAGUGAGAGUAGCUACCGUGGCCAGGAGGAGUACGUCCUGUCCUAUGAACCAGUCACCCAGCACGAAGUCAACUACACCCGUCCGGUCAUCAUCCUGGGACCCAUGAAGGACCGGAUCAACGAUGACCUCAUCUCAGAGUUCCCCGACAAGUUUGGUUCCUGCGUUCCGCACACGACGCGGCCCAAGCGGGACUACGAGGUGGACGGCCGGGACUACCACUUCAUGGUGUCCCGGGAGCAGAUGGAGAAGGACAUCCAGGACCACAAGUUCAUCGAGGCGGGCCAGUACAACAACCACCUCUACGGCACCUCCGUCCAGUCGGUCCGGCAGGUGGCCGAGAAGGGGAAACACUGUAUUCUGGACGUGUCGGGGAACGCCAUCAAGAGGCUGCAGCUGGCUCAUCUUCAUCCCAUCGCUGUCUUCAUCAAGCCCAAGACUGUGGAGAACAUCAUGGAGAUGAACAAGCGUCUGACGGAGGAGCAGGGCAGGAAGACGCUGGACCGAGCCAACAAGCUGGAGCUGGAGUUCACCGAGCAUUUUACAGCCGUGGUCCAGGGAGACACCCUGGAGGAGAUCUACGACCUGGUGAAGCAGAUCAUCGAGGACCAAUCCGGCCCCUUCAUCUGGAUCCAGUCCAAGGAGAAGUUAUGAGGAACAGACACAUGCACAGAGACACAGACACAGACACACAUACACACGUACAUACACGCGCGCGCACACACACACACACACCGCUCAACUCUUUAUAAUUUAGCUUUUUUUUUUAAGACAACUGCUGCAUAUGGAAACCUCUCCUCUCUCUCUAAGAGACACAUAUAGACACACACAUAAACACACGCACACGCGCACACACACGGCCUUGCCAGAGGUCGCCCAGACUACGGUACGCUUCCUUAAUGUUUAAGGGAGAGGACUUUCCGUUUUCUUUCCUUUAUCGUUCUUGAUUUUAAUUAAUUCUGGGGCUUUUAGCGUAACUUAAACAAAGAGGGGCAGAGUUUCUCUCUCAGGAGUCAUAAAGUAAAAGAAGAAGGAGGCGGAGAAAGUUGGUCCCCUCCCGCACGUGGUCAAGAGGUCCUUCGUCAUCUUCCUUCUGCGCUUUUUAGUUUUAAAUUUUCUCUUUUUAACCUCCUUGUCCUCCACACACACACACACACUCAGACUGCCCCCUGCUGGUCAUCUCCCACCAAGUGGAGCUUUAGGUGACCGACCCGGCCUCUAAUACCUAACACUGUUGGCUCACUCCCCUCCUCCUGACCGUCACUAAGGAGACGUUUCGAACCCUGGACACCUCCCCCCCCCCCCCCCCCUCCUCCGGGUCAGACAUAUUUCACGCAAGAACAACGCUACAAGGUCAGAGGUCGCGGGAUCAGAGACACGAGACUCAAGUUCUGACCAGAUGAGCGGGUGUAUCACUGUGCAGACGACCAACCCCCCCUCCUCCCCCCAGGAGCAGGUGCACGCUGGCGGAGCGGCCAUUUUGUGUGCUGUCUGUAUUCUUUCACCAUCAAAGCGCUUUGGCGUCCCAAGUCAUUGAGGCGCGCGGAUAAGAAACCGCCAUUUCCAGGCGUCCAUCGCUGUGUGGGCUGCCGAACGCUGAUGCAAACACAGAGAUUUAAGAUCCUUGUACAUGAGAUUCAACCCUUGGUAAACUGCCUAUUUUGUUAUAAUAAAAGUCUAUAUUGAACUUGA